AUGUCUGAUCCGUACUAUCAACACUCCUGUCCUCCACAACCGGGAUAUCCCCCCAGCGGUGGUCAAUAUCAUGACCCUGCCCAGGCUCAGCAGCCACCAUACGGCUAUGCAUCGCAGCCCCCUCAGGAUCCAAAUACUGGCUACCAACAUCCCCAAGGCUCUUAUCAACCUCCCGUUCCAUACCAGGGCGGCGGCGCGACUGAGGGUUUUGGACCACCGCGGCGCCAGGACUCGUUUGGUCCCCCGACCGUCGGUGGUUUCCAGCAUGGAUACGAAGGUGGCCAGUUUGGGGCCUAUAAUGCCAGUAAUCCACAAGAUACUCGAGGAUACUCUCCGUCGCCAUCACCGCACCCCCAACCGCCGCAAUAUGACCCAAACAACCCCCAACAUCAGCAGCCACCACCGCCCCCAGCAGGUGAAAGUGCGCCGGCGGACCCAAAUGCUCCUGAGGGAGAGCGCGGCCUAGGAAGCUCUCUUCUUGGAGGCGCCGCUGGGUACUAUAUUGGUCACAAACACAAUCAUGGGUUACUUGGAGCAGUGGGCGGCGCUCUGCUGGGCAACUUCAUUGGUGAUAAGCUCGAGAAGAAACACCAUGAGCAUGGCCAUGGACAUCACCACAAACACCACCAUAGUCACCAUAGCCACCAUCAUCACCACAGUUCCCAUAGUUCCCACCAUGGAGGUAGCAGCCAUGGGGACAGCUCUUGGGGCAAGCAUGCGACAAACCUGGACUUUCUGAAUGGCGAUACUUUAAUCUCCAUUAUACAGCUUUCCAGAGAGUUAUACAUUUACAUAUUACAAUUUACGCGAUGGCCACUCGACUUCUUAAUAAGAUCGCAACUCCAAGAAAUUCCAUGUAAUGCUGUCAUAUCUAGCCGCCGGGACUGGAAAGCGCAACAUUUGCUGUUUCAUGUUGUCAGACCAGUUCCACUCGCAGGCACGAAUGGUUCGUCCCAAUUUUAA
Messenger RNA from Rasamsonia emersonii CBS 393.64, 963 nucleotides. RefSeq lists its product as uncharacterized. The transcript is spliced from 3 exons. The record is from RefSeq and is a predicted model, not a curated record. Gene Ontology annotation, cellular component: outer membrane. The coding region runs from base 1 to 963 and encodes 320 amino acids. Lineage: Eukaryota; Fungi; Ascomycota; Eurotiomycetes; Eurotiales; Trichocomaceae.